This is a messenger RNA of Amorphotheca resinae ATCC 22711, 1095 nucleotides long. RefSeq names its product glycoside hydrolase family 16 protein. Gene Ontology annotation, biological process: glucan catabolic process. The record is from RefSeq and is a predicted model, not a curated record. The coding region runs from base 1 to 1095 and encodes 364 amino acids. NCBI's taxonomy places the organism in Eukaryota, Fungi, Ascomycota, Leotiomycetes, Helotiales, Amorphothecaceae. Gene Ontology annotation, molecular function: hydrolase activity, hydrolyzing O-glycosyl compounds. The transcript has 3 exons.
AUGGAACCUCCACCCCCCUAUAAGGUUGAUAGAGACGACACGCUGGCGCCGCGGUGGUGGGAUGUGCGCGCCUGGUCGAAGAAGAAGUUGGCCUUGGUAGCUGCAGGCCUGGCCAUCGCGAUUGUGGUUCUGAUCGUCAUUAUCGUGGAGGUGACGAAGAACAACAAGUAUCCGGACUAUUCGAAGCUGAAUUACGCUCUUACCGAUACAUAUUCUGGCACCGGCUUCUUCGAUAAUUUUGACUACUUUACCGGAUAUGAUCCAGCUCAAGGCUUUGUUCAUUAUGUCCCUGCGGCCCAAGCAGACUCUCCGCAAUACAACCUCACAUAUGCAUCUUCCACAUCCGCCGUCCUUAAAGUAGAUACCAGCGUCAACGCAGACACAGUGCCCAACGCCUCCACCGGUCGCUUCUCCGUCCGUAUUGAAUCCAAGAAGCAGUAUUCGGACGGGCUCUUCAUCUUCGAUGUCAUCCACACGCCCACCGGCUGCGGCACCUGGCCCGCGCUAUGGCUCAGCGACCCAGCGAACUGGCCACAGAACGGCGAAAUCGACGUCAUGGAAGCUGUGAACGUCGUCGCCGCCAACACGGAGAACCAGAUGACCCUGCACACCUCUCCCGGGUGCAGCAUGAGCGUCAAGCGCAAGGAAACCGGCAAGUCGCUUUCGAAUAGCUGCGUGAACACCACGGAUGCCAAUGCAGGAUGCGGCGUGCACGCCGGGCCCUCUACCUUCGGCUCCGCGUUCAACUCUCAGGGCGGCGGCGUUGUCGCUAUGGAGCUGCGCAGCGAGGGCAUCCGCAUGUGGCAAUUCGCGCGCGCGGGCCUCCCGGCCGACAUCAAGAGCGGCAGCCCCGAUCCCAGCUCAUGGGGCGUAGCCACGGCCGAUUUCCCAGGCACGGAUUGCAAUGUUGGGAACCAUUUCCGGAACCAGAGCAUUAUCGCUAAUAUCGAUCUGUGUGGAAGCUGGGCGGGAACGCCGAAGAUCUAUGGCGAGAGUUGCCCAGGGAUCUGCACAGACUAUGUGGCGAACAACAAUACGGCUUUCGCUGAUGCGUAUUGGGAGUUUGGUACAUUCUCUGUGUAUAAAGCUACUUGA